Molecule: messenger RNA, 2108 nt
Organism: Caenorhabditis sp. 36 PRJEB53466
Lineage: Eukaryota; Metazoa; Nematoda; Chromadorea; Rhabditida; Rhabditidae
Source: the annotation of a GenBank genome assembly
AUGAUCACAGUUUGUUUUGUGAUGCUCCUGAUUGGAGCAUCAUCAAUCCAGAGCAGUGCAGCGUCGAGUCUGCCUUUCAAAAACGAGAUUAUUCCCAACGUCACCAUCUUCAUAGGAGAAUACAUGGAACUCUCUUUCGACGGAAUGACUCAUCUGGAAAUCGAAAACGGAAAUGCGCUUCCAGCAUGGAUGCUGUUCGAUGGCCAGCUUCUUCAGGCUCUGUCUUCUGAAACCGACGUAGGCGUGUACCCAUUGAAGGUCAGUUAAUCGAAAGUGAAAAAAACAGCAACGUUGCAUCACUUUCGUCUUUCUUGUUAAAGUUUUCUUUAAAUUUUUCCAGGCCAGUUGAGAACAAAGACGAUGAGAAUUAAUCAGUGGUUAUGAACAGUUUUAUUAUUCACUGUUUUCUUUUCAGGGAAUCAGGGAUGGAGUCAAGAAAGAAUUUUUCUUCUCGAUCACCGUGAAAAACGAGUUCAAGAGCCAAUGCUUUCCAGAAGUCCCACACUGGAUCGUCUCUUUCUCGAACAAUGAACCGACGGUAUGUUGAAACAACGCACUUAUCUGACAAUUUUUGAUUGAUUCUUGAAGGUUACAAACAAAAUCCAUGAUUUGAAAGUUUUGGCGGAACGGACGAUUGAUUUUAAUGAACUCAGGGUGUUCAACACCAUUUUUUUAAACGCUGUUCUCGAUGCAAAAAUUGUGGUCAACGAGAAUGUUCAAUCGGGGACAUAUGCCGUCUUGUGGCUGGUGUCUUGUGAACAGGCAUUCGAUAUGCGAGAAAUCGCAGCCGAACUUGGCAGUGACGAUUAUUUCAAUUCCGCACAAAUGAGAGUGGGAGAGUUUCGACAGGCGCCCGCCCAACCGUACACAAACAUUGGGCCAGUGUAUUUGCCCUCUCUCGGCCUCCCCGCUUUCAAUUGCGUCAAGUGAGUUUUAAUUUUUUGCUGACUGUUAGACAUUCAAUCUGCAGUACGCCCGAUAUGUAAUUUAAGGAUUCCCACCCCUUUCGCAGUCUUGAACUACAUAGAAAAGCUACAAAAAACCUGUGAAUGGCAUUCGAUUUGAAAACAAACGAUUAAUUUGAUUUUCUUGGUUCACAAAACAUUUUCAAAUCAAGCCAACACGCGCCCGGAGGUUGAUUUAUAUAAUAACACAAGUGACACUUAGAAAUGUUUGAUUGCUCUUCUAUUUUUGUUAGAACGAUUAAAAUUUAGGAGUUCUAAACUUAUUGGGCGCAAAAAUGUCAAAAUUAUAGAUUGAAAUGUCAUUAUUUCAGGGGAAUGGUGUGCGAACUCGAUUUUACGGAAGCGAUGAAAAAGCUCAAGUUCACAAGCCCUCAGUAUCGGAUAAAUGUUUUUGGAGAGAAAAGGGACGUCUGGAUGUGUGACGCGUUUGAUGAGGUGAUCUAUGGAGUGCCAACUAUAGCCGGGCUGUUCACGUAUAACAUGGAACUGAUCAAUAACGGCGAAAGCCUAGUCACUGGCUCUUUUAAUGUCAUUGUCUCGGAUCUUCAUUCAUCACCACCAACCCAUCAGAUCGUUAUUGCAUUCGAGUGGCCGUCAUUCGAUGAUUUCUCCAACGAUCCUUUUCACCGCCUAAAUUUGAUAAAUGGCCUGGAAGCUGAUCUGCGUAUCAAAUCCGAUCGUGUUCUUCUCCAUCCUAUCACAAGGGGACCAUCAAAUCACGCAAUAGUCGUUCUCAGUGACCCGACGCUCAGUAACAGCUGCACCUCCAAAAAAGAUUGCGAUUGCCAAGCAUUGGACCGGUUGGUUCAACCUAUUCCAACGGAUGACGAAAGGAGAAAAGUAUUCUUUUCGCCGUUCCGUAUUGUGCAUGUCGAAAUCAAUUUGCCCGAACCUUGCUGGCCACUACCAAAAAGAAUAAUCUCGGUAGUCCAAAGGAUCUGCAUACCUCUCGCUCUUCUCAUUAUUUUUUGUCUGCUGUCGUUGAAGGUCUUGACUUAUUUCAAGAAAAGAGGCGCAGUUCGAGCGGAUUCGAAAGAGAUGGAGCUCGGAAUUAUUGCCACUGCAUCGAACACUGUCGCGGAUGACACUUCGUCGAUGAAGUCGUUCCAGUCGCUCAAAUCCAACGAGAACAACGAAGUUUGA